AUGAAAAAAGAAAAAAAAGUACAUACAAGAAAAAAUGAAAAUUUGUCAAAUAACCAUAUACCAAAAUCAAUGGUUAUACGUACUGAAGCAUCAAAUGUUGGAUCCAGUAUAUCUCAACUUACACAAGAUAUCAGGCGUAUGAUGGGACCACAUACUGCUAUUCGAUUAAAAGAACGAAAAGCUAAUAAGCUUAAAGAUUAUAUUACAAUGAGUGGUCCUUUAGGUGUUACUCAUCUUUUAUUAUUAUCAAAAACAGAAUCAGGUCCCAAUAUGAGAAUUGUUCGAACUCCACAUGGUCCAACUUUAUAUUUUAAAAUAAAAACAUAUUCACUUUGUAAAGACAUUAUAAAAACACAGAAAUAUCCUAAAUCUCCAGGUUCUGAAUUUCUAACACCACCUUUGCUUAUUUUAAAUGAUUUUAUUUCAGAAAAAAAAGAACAACCUCAUGAAAUUCUUUUAACCUCAACAUUUCGUAACAUGUUCCCUAAAUUAUCAUUUCAGAACGCCCAAAUGUCGCAUGUUAAGAGAGUUUUACUUUUACAUCGGAACGCAUCUGAAGAUUGCAUUGAUUUACGUCAUUAUGCUAUUAUAACAAGAAAUAUAGGAGUUUCUCAUUCUAUUAGAAAAAUUUCAACUAACUUGGAUCCAAAAAAAAAACCUUUACCAAAUCUAAGUCAUAUUAAAGAUAUAUCAGAAUACGUACUUAAUACAGAAUCUAUAUCUUGUGGAAGCGAUUCAGAAAUAGAUGAUAAUAUAACUAUUGAAGUAAAAGAAAAGAAUAAUAUAAAGAAUGGCGCAAAAGAAAAAACACAAAAAAAAGCUAUAAAAUUAAUUGAACUUGGCCCUAGAUUACAAUUGGAACUAUACAAAAUAACAGAAGGAAUUUCAACUGGGGAAGUCUUAUUUCACAAAAAUAUUACUAAAACACUAAAUGAAGGAUUAAAUUUUAAAGAAAAAUAUUAG
Molecule: messenger RNA, 963 nt
Organism: Pneumocystis jirovecii RU7
Lineage: Eukaryota; Fungi; Ascomycota; Pneumocystomycetes; Pneumocystales; Pneumocystaceae
Exons: 5
Coding region: 1-963 (320 amino acids)
Biological process (GO): rRNA processing; ribosomal large subunit assembly
Cellular component (GO): preribosome, large subunit precursor
Molecular function (GO): rRNA binding
Source: RefSeq, a predicted model, not a curated record